AUGGAGGUAACGUUGCUAGCAAACAAAUUUUUCAUGGUUACAUUUAUUUGCCUGGCAGAUCACAAUAGGGUUUUUGAGGGGGGGCCCUACUUUUACAACCAGGUUGGGCUUUUCGUCAAGCCAUGGCAUGCAGGAUUUAAUCCUUCCGAAGAGCUUCCGAAUCAGGUUCCGGUGUGGGUUCGAUUACCCAGAUUUCCUAUAGAAUGUUGCCGCGAGGAUGUUCUUCAGAUGCUUGCAAUGAAGCUCGGAAAGCCAGUGGGACCUUCAACACAAACCUUGGGUAAGAAAGUUAUGACUUUUGCCCGAAUGUGUGUGGAACUUGACUUGAGUAGGCCAUUGCCAGAUGCGGUGGAAAUGUGUGUAGGAUCACAUUCUUGGGUGCAACAAUUGGAUUAUGAGACCUUCCCAUUCCGUUGUCGCCUUUGUCAUGAAUAUGGCCACUUGGUGCAUAGAUGCCCAAAGGCCAGGUUAGCAGAAAAGCAACCCCCGCCUCCGCCUCGCAGCAGUUCUGGUGAUGUUAAAGGCAUGAAGCCUAUUGGUGGUGAAGGCAUGGAUGCUGAGGGCUUUGUUCAGCAAGAAAUUAAUCCUGGAUUCAUCAGUACAGAUCAAUUUGUGGCAGAUUCUAGAGUUGAGAAUACUCCCUCCAUUCCUAUCCCUGCUUCUCAUACGGAGUCAACCAUGCCUAUGGUCACGGAAGGACAGUCAGGAGCUCAAGCGAUAGUAGGGAUAAAUGUUGAUAUGCGACAGGGAGAAGAGAGUGCUGCUAUUCAAACAUGA
Molecule: messenger RNA, 777 nt
Organism: Cryptomeria japonica (Japanese cedar)
Lineage: Eukaryota; Viridiplantae; Streptophyta; Pinopsida; Cupressales; Cupressaceae
Exons: 2
Coding region: 1-777 (258 amino acids)
Molecular function (GO): zinc ion binding; nucleic acid binding
Source: RefSeq, a predicted model, not a curated record